Messenger RNA from Cryptomeria japonica (Japanese cedar), 1050 nucleotides. RefSeq lists its product as uncharacterized. Bases 37 to 1050 code for a protein of 337 amino acids. NCBI's taxonomy places the organism in Eukaryota, Viridiplantae, Streptophyta, Pinopsida, Cupressales, Cupressaceae. Gene Ontology annotation, molecular function: protein dimerization activity. The transcript has 3 exons. The record is from RefSeq and is a predicted model, not a curated record.
ACAAGAUUUGCCACAAACUUCAUCACAUUGCAGUCCAUGCUUCGUUGUAAGAUGGCCUUGAGACGUAUGAUUGUUGGUGAGGAGUGGUCUUCCUCAUCCUAUGCUGCCACCCCAGCAGGGAAAGAUAUGGCAGACUGCAUUUUUGAUGAGCGAGGCUUUUGGAGCCCUUGUGAUGAGAUAGUGAAGUUUGUUAAGCCCUUGGUGGUUUUGUUGCGAGUUGCGGAUGGAGAAAAGCCCGCAAUGGGCUACAUAUAUGAGGGCAUGGAUAGGGCGAAAGAGGGCAUCAAAUCUAUCUAUGCAGGAGAUGAGAGCAAGUAUGGUCCCAUUUGGCAGAUCAUUGAUAAGAGAUGGCAUCAUCAGCUUCAUAGGCCCAUCCAUGCAGCAGCCUAUUAUUUGAAUCCGGCAUUCCAUUUUAGCCCUACUUUCAGGGCUGAUGCGGAGGUCCUUGAUGGGCUAUACUCAGUCAUGGAGAAGAUGGCACCUGUUGGUUGUACUCAGACAGAUCUUAUGCGAGAGCUACAAUUGUUCUCAAAUGCACAAGGGGAGACCUUUUCUCGUCCUAUCGCCAAAGAAAGUAGGACAACUAUGAUGCCAGAUAAUUGGUGGAGCUUUUUUGGCCCAACAACACCAAAUCUUCAGAAGUUGGCCAUUCGCAUCUUGAGCCAACCAUGCAGUGCAUCUAGUUGUGAGCGCAAUUGGAGUAUGUUUGAGCACAUACACUCCAAGAGGCGCAAUAGAUUAUCCGUGGAGAAGAUGAAUGAUCUUAUCUUUGUUCACUACAACCUCCGCCUGAGAAUGAGAAAGAAUGCAUUAGCUGACAUCUCUCCUAUCAUUCUAGAUGAGGUUGAUCCUGAGGCAGAGUGGGCCAUUGAGACAGAUCCUGUGGCUGUCUUUAGUGAUGAUGACACUGAUUGGAUCGACCAGGUAGAUAUAGAGGCUGAGGCUGUAGCCAUGGCAGAGGAGGAGCAGAGAGCACGAGCAGAGAGAGGAGAUUCAGAGGCAGAUGGUGAUAGUGACACAGAUGGUGACAGUGGCACAGAUGUUUCCUGA